Propithecus coquereli (Coquerel's sifaka) is the source of this 1284-nucleotide messenger RNA. RefSeq names its product sec1 family domain-containing protein 2. The transcript has 3 exons. NCBI's taxonomy places the organism in Eukaryota, Metazoa, Chordata, Mammalia, Primates, Indriidae. Gene Ontology annotation, biological process: intracellular protein transport; vesicle-mediated transport. The record is from RefSeq and is a predicted model, not a curated record. The coding region runs from base 142 to 1284 and encodes 380 amino acids.
GCCGCCACAGGCGUGUCAGAGGCAGGACCACACGUGUACCGUGUUGACUAUCAAAAGUGUCUGGUAGCCCAGUUUCCGGAAGCGGUGAGUUCUGACAGAAAUUCCUGAACUCGAGUCCCCCGAAUCUGCGAAUCCCCAAGCAUGAGCGCCCCAGGCGUGCUGUCCUUUACCCAGCAGGGCUGGGAGCAGGUGCUGGCCAAAGUGAAACGGUCUGUGGUCUACCUGGACGCCGCCUGCGCCGAGAGCCUGCACUGGGGCUGCGGAUCCACGCGGCUCCUGGAGGCGGUGGGGGUUCCUGCGUGUCACUUGCGCGAGUUCGAGCCCGACGCACUUGGUGGUGGGGCUGAGCAGCCCAAGGCAGUGUUUGUGCUGACCUGCCUGCUGAAAGGCCGGACCGUGGAGACUCUCCGAGACAUCAUCCGCCGCAGUCACUUCCAGUAUUGUGUGGUGGUCACGGCUGUGAGCCACGCUGUCCAUCUUACCGCUAAUCAUGUGCCAGCGGCGGCAGCGGCAGAGCUGGAGGGGCAGCACCCAGUGUUCGAGCAGCUGCAGGAGAAGCUCUGUGAGUGGAUGGGCAACAUGAACUACACGGCCGAAGUCCUCCACGUCCCGCUGUUGCUCGCCCCUGCUGCUCCUCACCUUGCCUUGACUCCAGCCUUUGCUUCCCUUUUUCCACUGCUGCCCCAGGAUGUGCAUCUUCUGAAUAGUGCCCGACCGGAUAAGAGGAGGCUGGGAAGCCUGGGUGAGGUGGAUGCCGCUGCUCUAACCCCGGAGCUGCUGCUGCAGAUCAGGUGCCUGGUGUCAGGCCUCAGUUCUCUGUGUGAGCAUUUAGGAGUACGAGAGGAGUGUUUUGCUGUGGGUUCCCUAAGUCGGGUCAUCGCUGCAGAUCUGGCCAAUUAUGCCCCUGCCAAGAACAGGAGAAAGACUGCUGCGGGCAGGGCAUCAGUGGUCUUUGUAGACAGAACUCUGGAUCUCACAGGAGCCGUUGGACAUCACGGAGACAACUUAGUAGAGAAGAUCAUUUCAGCGCUUCCCCAGCUUCCAGGCCACACCAGUGAUGUGAUGGUUAACAUGGUAGAGCUCACCGCACUCCAGAAUGCGGAGGAGAAUCACAAUGUGGUUGCACCAGGCUGUCUUGCACAUGCCAACGACACCUCAGCCAAAGCCCUGUGGGCAGCCUUACUGGACAGCAAGCACAAAGAGGCGGUGAUGGAAGUUCGGAGACAUCUAGUGGAGGCAGCGAGCAGAGAGCGUCUGCCAAUCAAGAUGAGCAUGGGUAAGUAG